This is a messenger RNA of Ictalurus furcatus (blue catfish), 1419 nucleotides long. It is a transcript of the gene dera, whose product is annotated as deoxyribose-phosphate aldolase (putative). Gene Ontology annotation, molecular function: deoxyribose-phosphate aldolase activity. NCBI's taxonomy places the organism in Eukaryota, Metazoa, Chordata, Actinopteri, Siluriformes, Ictaluridae. Gene Ontology annotation, biological process: carbohydrate catabolic process; deoxyribonucleotide catabolic process. Gene Ontology annotation, cellular component: cytoplasm. The record is from RefSeq and is a predicted model, not a curated record. The transcript is spliced from 9 exons. The coding region runs from base 102 to 1058 and encodes 318 amino acids.
AGUAGUUUGGUGUGCGCUAUCAAUGUCCAGAAACAGUUCUUACUACACUCAUUUAAAUACUACUACUAAUAAAUAAACCAUAUUGUUUAUCGUUGUUAAUCAUGUCCGACAGAAAUCCCGGAAUGGAUCUGGAUCUGGAGUGGGUGUCAAAGGUCAGAGUGAACACUCAGGCUGUGCUGAAAAGGGCCCAACAAGUUCAGGGCCGCAAGGUGGCCAAGAAAGAAUGGCAGGCAGCCUGGCUCCUGAAGGCUGUGACGUGCAUCGACCUGACGACACUCUCUGGUGAUGACACGCCAUCUAACGUCCACCGAUUGUGCAUGAAGGCCACGCGGCCAGUCCGCUACGACCUGCUGCAGAGCAUGGACAUGCAUGAUAAAGGUAUUACAACAGCUGCAGUGUGUGUUUAUCCAUCUCGUGUGGCUGAUGCAGUAAAAUCUUUAAAAGCAGCCAAUUCCAGCAUACCUGUUGCCUCUGUGGCUACUGGGUUCCCUGCUGGUCAGACUCCACUAAAGACACGCCUGGAAGAGGUGCGUAUGGCUGUUGAAGACGGGGCAACUGAAAUCGACAUCGUCAUUAAUCGGACAUUGGCUCUUACUGGACAGUGGGCAGAGUUAUAUGAUGAGAUCCGGCAUUUCAGAGAGGCAUGUGGUGAUGCUCACAUGAAGACCAUCCUGGCAGUAGGAGAGCUGGGCACUUUCACCAAUGUCUACAAAGCCAGUCUCGUGUCAAUGAUGGCAGGAUCUGACUUCAUCAAAACUUCUACUGGCAAAGAGUCCGUUAAUGCCACCUACCCAGUCGCCAUAGUAAUGGCCCGGGCCAUUCGAGACUACUACUUGAAGACGGGUCACAAGGUUGGGUUUAAGCCAGCGGGAGGUAUUCGGACAGCGCAGGAGGCCUUGGUGUGGCUGGUACUAAUGAAGGAGGAGUUGGGUGACCAGUGGCUCACUCCUAACCUCUUCCGCCUGGGAGCCAGCAGUCUUCUCGGAGACAUUGAACGGCAGAUUUACCACUAUGUAACGGGACGCUAUCCAGCCUAUCACGAGUUGCCUAUGGCCUGAUUUCUUGAGAUCCUGUCCAUGUGACCAACGAGACUCAGGACCUGUUCCAAUUAGCCAAUCACACCAUGAAGAAAGCCUCCAUUGAAGUCUUCAGGGAAAUAAAGUUACUUCCUAACAAACAUUAAGUGUGUUUUACAGAUAUGAAGAUCAUGCUGAGUGCAGGACCUUCCACUGCCCUUGCCUUGAUUUUGUAAAUGAGUACUUCAUUUUAUCAUUAAGUCAUUUCAUACUGAAUAGAAAAAACGUAUUUGAAGGGUAUUAUGUGAAGUUUAUCUAAAUCAUUUUAGCUAAAGAAGAUUUUUUUUUUUUUUUUCAAAAUGAAUUUAAUAAAGUCCAAAUGACAUGAUGUAUUAAUGUUCUA